This is a messenger RNA of Acipenser ruthenus (sterlet), 3026 nucleotides long. RefSeq names its product leucine zipper transcription factor-like protein 1. The coding region runs from base 207 to 1106 and encodes 299 amino acids. The record is from RefSeq and is a predicted model, not a curated record. The transcript is spliced from 10 exons. Gene Ontology annotation, biological process: negative regulation of protein localization to cilium. Gene Ontology annotation, cellular component: cytoplasm. Lineage: Eukaryota; Metazoa; Chordata; Actinopteri; Acipenseriformes; Acipenseridae.
UGUGCUUACGUCGGUAUCAAUUGCGUAGCAUACGGUUUCCAAAGUGAUGACGCCGUUCGUUUCCAGGUGUAGCGGCGCUGGCUAGAGACAGUCGGUUAAUGACCAACAUCGAUAAAAAAAAAAGGGUGUAAGAAUCCGAACUUUUGCAAAAUAAACUGCAACACACCUGGAGUGCAUUGAACGAAACAGACUGUCCAUUGAUUAAAAUGGCAGAGCUUGGCUUCAGUGAGCAUCACCAAAAUGAAGUCAUCAACUAUAUGCGGUUUGCUCGCUCAAAAAGAGCUCUCAGGCUGAAGACUGUGGACUCCUGCUUUCAAGAUUUAAAAGACAGCAGGCUGGUGGAGGAAACGUUCACAGUGGAUGAAGUGUCUGAUAUGUUGGAUGGCUUGCAGGUGGUUGUACACGGAGAGGUGGAGUCAGAACUCAUACACACUGCCCACACCAAUGUGCUGCUCCUGCGGCAGCUCUUCUCACAAGCGGAGAAAUUUUACCUGAAACUCCAGACCGACGUCUCAGAGCUGGAAAACAGGGAGCUUUUAGAACAAGUUGCAGAAUUUGAAAAGACAGAAUUUACAUCAUCAAAUAAAAAGGCAAACCAAGAAUCUAACAAACCUAAGCUUGCUCCCCUCAAUGAAGGUGGAGUGUCAGAACUGCUUAACAAGCAAAUCUUAAGAUUACAAGAUGAAAACGAAAAACUGAAAGCCAGACUCCGGACAAUAGAAUCCCAGGCUACAAGUGCAUUGGAUGAAAAAUCUAAAUUGGAAAGAGCUCUGCAAGAUUUACAGAGAAUACAAGGAGAUCAAAAGCUUGCGUUAAAAAAUAAGGAAAUCACAAACCUGGAAGAUACAGUGGCAGCAUUAAGAUCUGAUUUCCAGAAGACACUAAAUGCCAGUACAGUGACACAAAAGAAUCUGGAGGAAAACCUUGUGGCAACAAAGCAUGAUUUCCUCAAGGUCCAGGAACAGCUUACCAUGGCUGAAAAGGAAUUAGAAAAGAAAUUUCAGCAAACUGCAGCAUACCGCAACAUGAAGGAAAUGCUGACCAAGAAGAAUGACCAGAUAAAGGAGAUAAGAAAACGCCUUUCGAAGUAUGAGCCUGAUGAGUGAAUGUGUCGUAUCAUGUUUUAAACAGUGGAAAGAGCUGUCACUACUGGAAACCUAAGAAUUUGGAAUUUAAUGGCAUUCUACUUGCUGUUCUCACGAAGGAAUCAGAAUAGGACCAAUGCUUGCAUACUUGCAUGCUACUGGGCAGCAAUAAUGAUGAUACUGAUAAUAUUAAUAUAAAUAGUGUAUGUUUAGUUUUAACUUUCAAAAACUAGCACCUAUUAUCAAUCAGGCUAUAGAAAAUAUAUAUUAAUUUAAAGCAAUAGGGUGAUGUGUCAGUAUGAGAAAAUAGCUUAAACUGAAAAAUUAGCUGAAUGAAAACUUGUGAUUGUGAAGUUGAGGGGGGCAGCGUUCAUGAAUUGCCAGUGAAGAUCUAAAUAGAUUUAGAGUUGAAAUUAAGAUUUUUACAUUUCACCUGGAUUUCCCUUUUCCAAUUCAAUUUUAUAUUAUGUUGUGCAUUACUAAGUCUUAUAACAUUGUUAGUUAGCCUCAACUUUUAGGAAUAUAAUUAUUUUUGCUUUAACACGUUCUGCUCAUGCAUUCCAAAAAGUUAUACACUCAUGUCAUUGAAGCACAUUAAGGGGCUGAUGUAAGGAUAUGUGCAAAGUGAUUUGUGGCGCAAACCGUGUUUAGCGGCUGCAAAGUGGGACUUUAGCAGCCUAAAAAUGCAGCAUUUAUAAAGAAUGAAUUUUCACCUGGCGUUCUGCACCUGCUAUCAAAUUAGAACUUUGCCAUCAUUAACCAUUUAAAUGCUAUUGAGAUGUAUUCAUAUGAAGAAGAGCAUGCAAUCUGGUGAGGAUCUGGAAUACUAAGCGGGUGCAAAAAUUAUAAUGAAAUGUAAGAAUUUUGCCUUGCACUUGGGCAAUUGCUGACCCUCCAAAAAUGUUGAACCACCUCUUACAAGGUGCAAACCAUUGUAGAAGCCAGUAAUUAAGAGCUGUAUAAAACCACACACCUUCAGAGACCUGUCAUUGGCCUCAGGAUGGCUGCUGUGAUACACUUACUGAUGCGGCGACGCUUGGCUCUUGUUGAGGAGAGGCAGGAAAACCUUCGGAGGAGAAGGGCAAGAUGAAGAAGACCCCGCAUAUUCAAUCCCAGGGUCACUUUGUUUGGGAUGUCGGAGGAUGCGGUGCUAAAGCGUUAUCGUCUCACUCCGCAGGUCAUGCUAGACCCAAUAGCUGAAUUUCACCUUUUCAUCACCUGGUUGACUGUCCUGGUAACACCGACAGCAUUGCCGUUGUCCAUUAUGGCCUCUUUGGUAGCAUAACUGAUGUUGGGUGAGGCUUUUCCAAAUAACUUAAUUUCAUGCCAAGUGACCUUAGCCGUAAGUACUCUCAGCUCCUCCUCAGAAAACUGCUGACAUAUUUUUUUAUUUGGUUUGAUUGUCGUGCUCCACAAAUCUCAUACAGUGCCUACUGCUCUCUACUCCUAACUCACCUCACCUCGGGGCUGUAAGUGUGGCCGCAGAAUAGCCCGAUGUACAGGCGGUGCUCAUUGCGACCCUCAUUAUCAUGAUUGCUGCUGAAUAUCUAUGUGUAAGUAAUUUGCAUUGCUCUUAAGCUUACAUAGACCGCAGUGUAAAAUAAUUGCCUGGCCACUAUGCAGUUUGGAUCCUUACAUCUGCCCCUUAAUGUAUAAUGAUUUCCUUUACUUAAAGGUGGAAGUCAUUGGUUACAUAUAUUUUUUGCACUCUUCUGUAUACAAAGAGAGGAAAUGGAUUGGUGUUACAUAGUACUUUUUUAUUUUUACAGAAUAGGUGUGUAUCUGUAUUCUUAUUAAAGGGAACAGUGAGGGGAUCAUGUUAUGGUACUAAAAUGUAUCUGAUUUUAUGAAUGUACCUAUUAUGUACCUAAUUUUCAAAGGCUGUUGGUGUGACUACAUUAUAUGUAUAGCUUUGGAAAAAAUAAAUGGUAUUAGACAUUU